AAUGACGGAAAUCAGAAAUGUUUUGAAAUUUGAAUUUUGAGGUUAGAAAGAGAAACUCUCAAAAUAAUUUCUUCAUAAAAAUAACAAUAAUUUUAAGACCUAGAAAAUCAGCUAUGUGCAAAUGAAUAGAUUCAUGAAAUUAACUUGAAUUUGUUGUAUUAUAAUAAUAAGUGAAAAAGACUUAUACUAGGAUGGCGAAUACAGUUUUGGUUAAGUUUAACCAACUGCGGCUCUUGCCCACCGCGGUUUAUUUGCAAGCUAAUCGUACCACAACAACGAAACAUUAUGAUCCCAAAUUCAAGAAACUGCGUAAAGGAAAGUAUCUGAAAGUAGAAUUACCGGAUUUUAAUGAAGAUUUUGAGAGUAUUUCGCAAGAGCGUAUGAGGCAGAAGAUGAAGGAGAGAGGCGUGUUGCCGCCGAGGCCGUGGAGUGAUCGACCAUUCUAUAUAUCAUCUACAGGUGGAGUUUUUGAAGCCUACGUGCCACCAGAGGGCGACGGCAAAGCGUCCCUCGUGUCCACAACUCGCGCGAAACAAGCCGUCGAAUUAGUCGAAAAGAAGUCCAAAUCAAUGAUGGCAAUCCGUAAGAUAAAAUCCUUUGACGAGGACUUCGAUUCGAAAGCCUUCUGUCAGCAAGCGCAAGACAUUUAUGUAAAGGCCCAUGAAUGUUUAAUUAAUAGAGACAGAAAAGUAUUGAGAACUUUGGUAACUGAGAAAGCGUAUCCGGAGUUCAUGCACAAUACAAAUGGAAAGACGAUAAGAUGGAAGUUUCUGGAGUCAUUGGAACCGCCGAGGGUGGUGCAUGCGAGGUGCACGGAUGUUGUCAGCAAGGAGAAUAUAUUUGGACAGGUCACCGUUCGCUUCCACACGCGCCAGCAGUUAUCCGUAUACGAUCGCUUCGGCAGAUUACUGCAUGGCAGUGACAUAUUAGCAAAGGAUGUACUGGAAUACGUGGUUUUUGAGAAACAUUUAUCCAAUUUGUACGGAGUAUGGCGAGUACACGAUAAAAUCAUACCAGACUGGGCUCCGCCAAAGGAUCCUUCGAAAUUAACAAGGAUAAUGCCUGAAGAGACUCCCGCUGAAGAGACUGCUUCUGAAGAUGUUGAAGAUAAGGAUAAAGAAGUCACUAAGAUCGCUGAUAAAUAGAUGUAAAAUAAAUGUUUAGUUAGUG
Colias croceus (clouded yellow) is the source of this 1170-nucleotide messenger RNA. RefSeq names its product probable 39S ribosomal protein L45, mitochondrial (gene mRpL45). The record is from RefSeq and is a predicted model, not a curated record. Bases 192 to 1145 code for a protein of 317 amino acids. The transcript is spliced from 4 exons. Lineage: Eukaryota; Metazoa; Arthropoda; Insecta; Lepidoptera; Pieridae. Gene Ontology annotation, cellular component: mitochondrion.